AUGUCUUUUCCCGGGGUUUCUUCAAACAAGGACGCGGCCAAUGGCCACAAGUUGGACUUCCCUUGGAACAAGAACAACCUGCCAAAGCAGCAGUUCAUCAAUAACGAGUAUGUCGACUCGAAAAACAGCAAGAAGCUAGAGCUUUUCAACCCGAAAGACGAAUCGCCCGUCGCCAACGACGUCGCUUUGGGUGGGGAGGAAGACGUCGAUGCCGCAGUGGCGGCCGCCGAGGCCGCCUUUCCCAAAUGGAAGAAGACGCCACCCAACGAGCGACGUGAUAUGCUGUUCAGAUUCGCCGAUUUACUCGAGCAGCAUGGAAAGGCACUGGCAGAGCUGAACAGGUUGACGCUCGGUGCCCCCUUUGAGUCUUUCGGGACGUUUGAACUCAACCUCGCCGUUGAGUGCUUCAAGUACUUUGGCGGUUGGACCGACAAGUUCGCGGGAGAGACGUAUCCGCAGGAGGAUGGGUUCCUGAAGAUUGUACGCAACGAACCACUUGGCGUCACUUGUGGCAUCAUUCCCUGGAACGGACCCAUCGGCAACAUUGGCAUGAAAGCCGGUCCUGCGCUUGCGACUGGAAACUGCUUCAUCUUGAAGCCGUCUGAGAAGACGCCAUUUGCUGCGCUGGCGCUGGGCACCCUCAUCAAGGAGGCCGGAUUCCCACCGGGUGUUUUCCAGAUUGUGGCGGGAGACGGCAGCACCGGCGCCCUCUUCGCUAGCCACAUGAAGGUGCGCAAGGUCAGUUUCACUGGCUCGACGAUGACGGGUCGAACCAUCAUGAAGUUGGCCGCCAAUAGCAACCUGAAGCGCGUCACGCUCGAGCUGGGCGGCAAGUCUCCGGCGGUCGUCUUCAAGGACUGCAACAUGCAGAAUGCCAUCACCUGGUGCGCAAACGCCAUCACGGCAAACACGGGACAGGUGUGCUUUGCGGCCAGCCGGGUGUACGUCGAGUCAGCCAUCUACGACGAGUUCUUGGCCGGCUAUAAGAAGGCGAUGGAGGACAAGAUCAAGGGCGUUGGCGACCCCGACUCGGCAGAGACGACCAUCGGGCCGUUGGUGGACAAGGCCCAAUUCGAGCGAGUGCGCGGCUUCAUCGAGCGAGGCCAGCAAGGGCAGGGAACGUUGUUGAUCGGAGGAGGUCGCGUGGGCGAGAAGGGCUACUUUGUGCAGCCGACGGUUUUCGAGGGUGGGAAGGAAGAUGCCGAGAUCAACAAGCAGGAAAUCUUCGGGCCGGUCGCAGUGAUCCAUAAGUUCGAUUCGGAGGAAGACAUCAUUGCCAAAGCAAACGAUACUGAGUACGGGCUCAUGGCCGGUGUUUUCACCCAGGAUAUCAACAAGGCCUUGAGGAUAGCAUCCGAGUUCGAGAGUGGCAUGGUUGGCAUCAACUGCGUCAGUCUCGCAUUCCUGACGGCGCCGUUUGGCGGCAGCAAGCAGAGUGGUCAGGGCCGAGAGAACGCCAUCCACUCGCUGCGAGCCUUUACAGAGCCCAAGACGGUCAUGGUGAACUUGACGUACUGA
Colletotrichum karsti is the source of this 1518-nucleotide messenger RNA. RefSeq names its product putative aldehyde dehydrogenase. Gene Ontology annotation, molecular function: aldehyde dehydrogenase (NAD+) activity. NCBI's taxonomy places the organism in Eukaryota, Fungi, Ascomycota, Sordariomycetes, Glomerellales, Glomerellaceae. The record is from RefSeq and is a predicted model, not a curated record. The coding region runs from base 1 to 1518 and encodes 505 amino acids. The transcript has 3 exons.